AUGCUUCACGACAGUGUCGCAAAGCAUGAUGCAACGCUACUCAUGGAAACGAGCCGGCGGACGGAGUUUUGUUUACACUCUUGGGGAGCCAACAGCUACGGGCAGCUGGGACAGGGACACGUGGAGGACCUGACGGAGCCCCGGGACACCACGGCUCUAACAGACCGGGCUGUACGGGCUCUCAGCGGCGGUGGAGGCCACACCGUGGCUGUCACCGAAAAUGGAGAGGUGUUUGUGUGCGGACAGAAUCACAGAGGCCAGCUGGGACUUGGCCACAAUGCAGACGUCUCAACUCUUCAACUCUGCCCCAGUCUGAAUCAGAGGGUCACAAAAGUAGUCUGCGGUUGGGAUUUUACUCUUCUUCUCAACGAUUGUGGUCGAGUUCUGGCAUGUGGCUCCAAUGCUUAUGGACAACUAGGUGUUGGACAAAACGUCACACACACUGCACAUCUACUGGUCAUCGAGAGUCUGGAGGAGCUAGUAGUGAGUGUAGCAGCAGGACUCAGACAUUCACUAGCUGUUACUGACUCCGGCCGUGUAUAUCAGUGGGGUAGUGGUCUUUUCAGUCACGCUAAGAGAGCACUCGGCCCACGUCCUGUCCCACCACACCUCCGCUCUACGGUGCCCUCUCUGGUACCAGGUCUGGAUCAGAAGAUCUCACACCAGGUAACUGCAGGCUCAGCGCACUGCGUGUGCCUUACAGGAGACGGUGACUUGUUUCUGUGGGGAAGCAACAAGCGCGGCCAGCUGACUGCUACAGAGCCCUUCCUGUCCUCUCCAACUCUUGUGAAGCGCUCACUGCUGGGUAAUGAGAAAGUUCUCAAUGUGUGCAGCGGCUGGACGCACAUCGUUGCUCAAACAGAGAGUGGGAGAGUGUUCACAUGGGGCAGAGGAGAUUAUGGGCAGCUGGGCCGACAAGCACCAACCAGUCGGACCUCAAAGUGGCCGUCGACUGAUCCUUCAGCAGAGGGUCCAAACCAGGAAGCUCGCCUCCCUGCCGAGGUUAAAGUCCUCCGUGGAGCGACACAGAUUGCAUGCGGAUCUGAACAUAGCCUUGCCAUUGUGGGCGGCUGUCUCCUCUCCUGGGGCUGGAACGAACACGGGAUGUGUGGAGACGGUUCACAGAGCGACGUCUGUCAGCCACAGCUCGUUUCUGGUCUCAGACCUCUUCUCAUUGGCUGCGGAGCUGGACACUCUAUGGCAACGUGCGCUGCGACGACUGACUUAAGACAAAACCCUGCGACGACUCCGCCUCACUAACCUCGGAGCAGGGACAUUUAAGAAAAACAGAAUGGCUUUGUGAAUUAACAAACUUCUGACUGAUUCAGCGGCUUAUUGGUGCUCUGCAAAGCCCACAUAUGAUCAUUCUAACUGCCUUACACUGUAACUUUCACCUUCUAAUAGGCUACUAGGCUACUAAAGAUCAGGUUUCAAACUGCAGUUGUCAUAAAUACUGCGGUGUGGUCGGUCGGACACAGACCGAGUUAUGUUUCAUGUGGACGGAGGCCAUCAUUUCUCUGACCAGCCUGUUACUUUGAUGAACGUGAUUGGGGCCGAUGGCUCUGCAGGACAGGGCCACGCCUAUAGCUCCUGGUCCAUUCUUGUCUUCCAGAAGGAAGCCGUCAUGGAUAACGUGAGGAAUGGGCUAGACUGUUGCUAUCGCUCCAUCUUGCCGUGUCAGCAGUUUUAUUGCUGUGAUCUCGAGUGUCAGAAAGCAGUCAAUCUCUGCACUUCAUACUAAUAUCUCUCGGUCACCUCAUGAUUUACACGCUUACACAUUCAGUACAGUAAAUGUUUCUUUGGCUACCGUUUAUCACUCCUUGAUGUUCUUGGCAGUCUGUCAUAUUCUUUGUCUCAUUGGCACCACUUUCAUACUGUAUACUACUUAAUCCAUCUUGGGGGAAGUUUGUCCGCUGCAUUUGACCCAACAUACAUAUUCAUAAUCUGUGGGCGACCGCAGUGCAGCACCCGGGGACCAAACUGCAGGUCUGAAGCCGGGGCUGUGGUCAAAGGCAAUGGCAGAAAUCAGAAUGGCUCAUUGAUGCAAUUUAUUCACUUUUUUUUUUUUAUUUAAAAGUUUUUAUUUUAUCCUUAUGA
Molecule: messenger RNA, 2097 nt
Organism: Anarrhichthys ocellatus (wolf-eel)
Lineage: Eukaryota; Metazoa; Chordata; Actinopteri; Perciformes; Anarhichadidae
Gene: sergef
Product: secretion regulating guanine nucleotide exchange factor
Exons: 11
Coding region: 1-1260 (419 amino acids)
Cellular component (GO): cytoplasm
Molecular function (GO): guanyl-nucleotide exchange factor activity
Source: RefSeq, a predicted model, not a curated record